CUACUUCAUCAUUUACCGUAAUCAGUCGCGGUGUCAGGAUGAAUUCUCGCGAUAGUUGCUGUAGCUGAAAAUCCUAGGAGCAGAGCAGAAAACUUGACAUGUCAACAAAACAGAUAAAUUAUCACCACACAGGCAUGUAACGGUGUGCUGGUGUGGAACAGCCUGACAGGUAACCUCACCUGGUCCUAGACCUCCUCCACCAGCAUCUUCACCUGCUGUCUCCAUGACUACCCCUCCGCUAGUGUCGCCUUUUGGCGGGCAGCCUCCGCCACCGCAGCCGCAACAACAACAACAACAACAACAACAGCAGCAGCAACAACAGCAACAACAGCAGCAGCAGGCCCAGGCAGCACGUGAUGUCAACACGGCCUCUUUGUGUCGCAUCGGCCAAGAGACGGUCCAAGACAUUGUCUUCAGGACCAUGGAGAUCUUCCAGCUCCUCAGGAACAUGCAGCUACCUAAUGGAGUUACCUACCACCCCAACACCCACCAAGACAGGCUGGUGAAACUCCAGGAGCACCUAAGGAUGCUUUCUGUGCUCUUCCGCAAACUGCGUCUCGUCUAUGACAAAUGCAAUGAAAACUGCGCCGGGAUGGAAUCCAUCCCUCCAGAGCAACUGAUACCCUUUGUGGAGGAUGACAACUCCAAACACGAGGAUCGCGCAGCUGGCCAGAGCCGCCCUGCCACCGAGGAGCGGAGAGAAAUCCUGGAGGUCAACAAGAAGCUGAAACAGAAGAACCAGCAGUUGAAGCAGAUCAUGGACCAACUCCGCAACCUCAUCUGGGAGAUCAACGCCAUGCUGGCUGUCAGGAGCUGAGCCACACACACACACACACACACACACGCACGCACGCACACACACACACACACACACACACACACACACACACACACACAGAUUUGGACGUUGACUGGACGCAUGACAGGGUACCACAGGCUGAGGCUGCACUUUACAGAAGAAAUGGGGACUUUGGCAAUAUCAACCCGAUUCCUGAAGAAAACGUGAAACAAUAGAAGGAAAAACGAGAGGAGACACAUGAAGAGUGGGAGGGACGGCGCCGGCGACAUCAGUGUGGACGAUGGCAGUAAACGUUCCGUCUACCUCGAUAUGCUGCAUUUCAAUCAACAAAAAUGAUUUAAUUAAUCUGAAGAGUUGACAUAUUAUGUUUUAUCUAUUUGUAGGUGCUAGCUCAAGAGAAGGUUUAUGCCUGUAGAGACACAUUGAUAUAUUCUAUUUAAUCCUAAAGUUCUGACUAUUUCAUAGUGCAAGAGUGUGAAGCCCCAAAUUUAAACAAAGCUUUUAUAUGGCAUCUAAUCACUUUAAUAAGGACAAGCACUGUGGCAAAAUUAUGAGUCUAAUUGUGACUUUAUUGAUCUGCUUUUUUUAAUUUGAUGUGUAUGUAAUAUGUAAACUCCUCUAUGCUCUGCUCUGAUUGGACUUGACACGUCAAUGCGUUGCCUUGUUAAGGAUUCUGUUGAACUAUAAAUCUUGCUGUGAUUUUUAAAAAAGUCAACUCUG
This is a messenger RNA of Cottoperca gobio, 1519 nucleotides long. RefSeq names its product mediator complex subunit 30 (gene med30). Gene Ontology annotation, molecular function: transcription coregulator activity. The transcript has 5 exons. The coding region runs from base 224 to 817 and encodes 197 amino acids. NCBI's taxonomy places the organism in Eukaryota, Metazoa, Chordata, Actinopteri, Perciformes, Bovichtidae. Gene Ontology annotation, biological process: positive regulation of DNA-templated transcription. The record is from RefSeq and is a predicted model, not a curated record. Gene Ontology annotation, cellular component: mediator complex.